Messenger RNA from Leptopilina heterotoma, 3393 nucleotides. RefSeq lists its product as uncharacterized. The transcript is spliced from 11 exons. Bases 481 to 1902 code for a protein of 473 amino acids. Lineage: Eukaryota; Metazoa; Arthropoda; Insecta; Hymenoptera; Figitidae. The record is from RefSeq and is a predicted model, not a curated record.
UCAAAAAUACUUUACUCGGUUUUUAAACUUUAUCCUUCGGUCAAAAAGAUGAAGUAAACGAAAAUAAAAAUAAUUUUUAUGAAAAUUUAAAAAUUACAAAAAUUUAAAUUAUUAUCUUCUCAGCAAUGGAUAAAUUACCGACUGCUAUUACGGGGGAUGAUAAUUACUCCAUGCCGCUAAAUUUUAUAAAAGUAAAGUUUGACUUAUUGAUUAUCAAGGACGCAAGCGCAAAGUAAUUGUCACGUGUUGACAUGUUAUCGCAGUAUGGAAGUGAACAGGAACAUACGUCUGUAGAAUUUUUACAAACGAUAAAAGUGUAUGAGAGGUGAAAAAAAGUAGACAAUUUUACGUUGUAGGUAAAAGGAAUCAAUUAUAUUGUCAUCUUAUCGCAAUGCUGAUAAUGUCUAAUGACGGGACUGUGCUUGUGUGAGUGUAAACCUGCUGCAUUGCAGCAGCUGCUACUGAAUAACCGCAUAGAAAAUGGUGGACAUAACGACUGCUUUACCAUCGACUGAUGCAGGCACGUUUAUGGGCCGUACCAAAGGUGCAUUAAGAUCAAUGAGAUCAGUUUUAGGUGAAGGUGGAGAGUACCUUCAAGGAUUAGGAAAUAAAAUUGGAUCCGCUCUUAGUAAUAGUUUAGAAGAAAGUGAUGUUAAUACAACUCCGGAGUCUUCCUGUUCGCCACAAGCUUUAGCUAAAGAAGAAGAAUUGGGUCGAAGAAAAUUGAGACUUGCAAAAUUCGGAGCUGGUAUUUCUUACGAAGAUUACGAGGCACUGUCUCGGCACAAAUUAGAACGUCAGAGUAGUGCAAAUACAAUCAGAACACAAAGGAAGUAUCCCCCGGGAAUGACUUAUGAGGAAAUAGCAUCUUCAAGAACGGCUUCAGUGAGAAAAGAGGAAGUGGUAAAAAAGGACGAUCAAACACGAAGCUCUGAUAGGGAUAGUCCUGAAAGUAUAGAACCCAUUCAAGAGAAGGAUAUUAAGGCAACAGGUCCAGAUCCUUAUGAGAAAUUAAAUUAUAAAACCGCAAGGGCUCCCACUCGCUAUCAGACGGUCGUUUUUCGUUUAGACAUGCCUUGCAGUAGUGGUUCUGCAAGCGAUCAAGACGGUUAUGGUCCAAGCACUAGUUUAGAUUCGAAUAUGGAUGGUCGAAAAUUAUGGCAGAGAUCAGGUUCUUCUGGUUCUCUUCAAUCUUGGGCUUCGAGUUUAUCGGCCGAUAGCCAAUCAGAAGAGGCAGCAGCGGAAUUUAUGAAAUUUUUCGUUACACUUUUGUUCGACGCUCCUGGAUCUAUUGAUCAGGAGCAAAAGGCGACUUUUGGACAAAUGGUGCAAACAGAAAAUGGAAGAAUAUGGUUUUCGAGAGUCGUUAACGCCAGAAGGGCCAGACCUUGUGUUACCGAAGAGUCUUUUUAUUCUCUCGCACAAAAUUUUGCUGUCGCACUUUUCGAAUGUCAUGAAGCUGACGAUUUUGCACCAGCCAAGAGUCUCAUGAAUAUGUGCUUCACUUUUUAUCACGAAGUUCAAGUGCCUGGUGUUGAGCCCUAUCGGGAGUAUUUAUACACAAAUUUAAGGGUCCAGCCAAUAUGGACGUCAAUGAGAUUUUGGACAGCGGCAUUUUUUGACGCUGUUCAAUGUGAACGGGCAGUACGUCCCGUACCUCGGAGACCAAAAUUUUUGGAUCAAGAAGCAGUUGCUGCCGAAGAUAGGAAAUUUCAAGCAAAUAUUGUCUUUGGACAAUUAGGAACAUUUACUUGCAACAUGCAUGCAUUUGGCCUUUCACGAAAUCUGUGCUUGGAAUUCUUGCGUAAACAAUGCGUCAUUGCAAAUCUUACAUCUGAUCAAGAAAAAAUGCUUCGAGACAAUAUUGAUAGGAUGUUUGACGAAACAGAGCCUUGGCGAUAGUUCGAUUUAGAAUUUUAAAAAAAUUUAAAAUUAUUACAAAAAUUUGGAGGAGAGGAAGAAAAAUUAAAGCGAUUUUUAUUGGUAUAGAUAAAUUUCCAAGUUUCAUCCUUUUUGGAGAGAGAGAGAAAAUCGAUGAUCUUCGAAAGACUGCAUAUCAAUCUACACGGUUGGCUACGAAUUUAAAAAAUUUAGAUAUAAAUUCUUUUAGGAAAAAAGAGAAUGGAAUUCAGAUAAAGGUCUCUUUUUUACUGUACGAACUUGAAUUAAGUUUAUUAAUUUUUAUUUAACGAAAAUUGAAAAUAACUAAAAAGAAAGAUAUUUUAUUUCUAGUUUUUUCUGAACCUUUAUUAAUAGAAAAAAAAAUUAGAUAGUUUUUCCAUUUUCAAUCUACAGAAAUGUUGUACAUCUAGGAAUCAUAAAACAAUUUCAGUAUUUCUAUAUUUUACUAAAAAAAAAGAAUUAAAUUAUUGAUAAAAGCGUCCAGUAAGGUUUAAGUUUUAUUUACAAUUAUAAUAGCUCAGAAUUAAAUUAUCAGGGGUGGCUAAUAUUUUAUUGAACAGCAAAAUAACUAUUAUUUCAUCCCUACCUUAACUAUAUAUUGAAAUAAUUAUUCUUCUCUUAUUCUAUAUUCCAGUUUUUUUUCUCUAAAGAUUAAUAAAUAUAUUUCUAUACCAAAUAAUAUAAAAAUAAAGACACGUAAGAAAGAAGGGCCAAAUGCAAUUUUAAUUAUAACCGAAGAACUAACAUAACAAUUUUUGAAAAAUAAAAAAAUUCGGAUGUUAAGUCAAUCUUCUUUUUGUAAAAUUGUUAUGAUAUUCUUUGGAUUUAGAAAGUAAGUUUCUCAACAGCGCUAUACGCCAGUUGUAACCCGAAAGAAUGAAUUACAAUAAUAAAAUUGGUUUUCAACUGGUGUAUAGCUCUUAAAAUCUCACAUUCUUCGAGCGUUCAAAAUAUUUGAUUUUCAAGAAAAGCCAAAAGAAAAGAUUUCGAUUUUUUUAAAAGCAAAUGUGUUCACUUUAAAUGUACUUAGGACUUCCAUUUGCAAUAAUUAAAAAGAAACAUUUACUGUUAAUUUCCUUUGAUAAGCUAUAAACAAUAAAUGACGUUAAUGAGAAAAAAUAAUGUUAAAUUUAUUUAUUUACCUACCUCGCUAUUUUCCUAAACUAAAAAUACAAUAUUAAUUAAACAAUGAAAAAUUGUAAAUAACUAGUAUUUAAUAAAGGAAAAAAGACAAAGCUUUGAUAGUUUCAAUUCAAGCGUCGUGAACUCUGCAGUCGAAGUGAGCAGCUCUGGUGAGAAGCCUUAGUUUAUAUACGUAUCCAGUUUGCAGUGUGGUGGGGAUGCACGUUCGUGAUUGGCGCUCGGCCGGAAAGCGGAAACAGCGUGCGCGGCGAAGUUGAGCAAUGCUGCUUCGCGCUGGGAGGGAGGGCCAAUCACAGGCGCGCAUCCCCACCGAGUCCCCACAACGAGAACUAUAUAAGGAAGACACUU